UCUUGAUCCAACCUCACCACCGUCCCAUCUUUCCAACGUCUCUGUAAUCCACGCGCGAGCCAUCGCUAUCAUCCCUCAACGCACUUCGACGUUUGCCGUCUGCAGCAACAACCUCCCUCUGAUUGCGGCCCUAGGUGACGGCGCUAGUCUCGGCAUCCCUGACUCCUCCACCUCCAAGCUGCCUGCGCUGCGCAGCCUCCUGACCUCGGUUGCACACCGCGACGAAACGAUUCUUCCUCGCGCAUCUCUCGAGCUCCUUCAAAGACACAUUGUGUGAUAGUUGUGGUCUUCCGUCUGAAUUGGUCCGAUAAGGACCUCCCAGUCGGCACGAUGUCGAACGAUUUGACUGGAGAGCAGAUGCAGGCCAAAAUCACGGCUGCAAGAAGAGAAGCCGAAGGCCUUAAAGACCGUAUCAAGCGCAAGAAGGAUGAUUUGGCCGAUACAAGCUUGCGACAAGUUGCUCUAAACAACACCGAAAGCCUACCCCGGAUAGGUAUGAAACCGCGAAGGAAUCUCAAAGGCCAUCUUGCCAAAAUAUAUGCUAUGCAUUGGUCCACAGACAGACGGCAUCUCGUCUCUGCCUCACAAGAUGGAAAGUUGAUUAUCUGGGACGCCUACACCACCAACAAAGUACAUGCCAUUCCUCUUCGCUCCUCAUGGGUCAUGACCUGUGCAUAUGCCCCCAGCGGAAAUUACGUCGCCUGCGGUGGUCUUGACAACAUCUGUUCCAUCUACAAUCUUUCGACAAGAGAAGGCCCCACACGUGUUGCUCGCGAAUUGUCAGGCCAUUCAGGAUAUCUGUCAUGCUGUCGAUUUGUCAACGACCGAAAGAUCAUCACGUCAUCUGGCGACAUGACCUGCAUGAUGUGGGAUAUCGAGACAGGUUCCAAAGUCACCGAAUUUGCAGACCAUCUCGGCGAUGUCAUGAGCAUCAGCAUAAAUCCGACCAAUGCCAAUGUUUUUGUCUCCGGCGCAUGCGAUGCAUUUGCCAAAUUAUGGGAUGUCCGAACAGGCAAGGCUGUGCAAACGUUCGCUGGCCACGAAUCCGAUAUCAAUGCGAUCCAAUUUUUCCCAGACGGAAAUGCCUUUGGCACUGGUUCCGAUGAUGCCUCUUGCAGACUCUUCGACAUCCGAGCUGAUCGGGAACUGAUGUCUUAUCAGAAUGAACAAGUACUUUGCGGUAUCACUUCCGUCGCUUUCUCAGUGUCCGGACGUUUGCUCUUCGCCGGUUACGACGAUUUCGAAUGCAAGGUCUGGGAUACUCUCCGGGGUGACAAAGUGGGUUCGCUCAAUGGCCAUGAAAACCGAGUUAGUUGUCUUGGUGUUAGCAAUGAUGGCAUCAGUCUAUGUACUGGAUCGUGGGAUUCUCUCCUCAAAAUCUGGGCUUGGUGAAACAAAGUUGCACGGGAUAAGGGUGUAUUCUCUUCCGUCGAUGGCGAAAUGUCUUGAUGCUCAAUCUCGAGGCUGGCGAGCACCAAAACCAUCAGAAGCCGAUUUUCUUUACCACAUCCUUUCACCGACGACAACCGAAGGGAAAAGUGGAGGAAGCUUCUAUUCAACCCACAAAAAGACUUACUGGAUACUUAAGGACCUUGUGAGAGGCCGAGCAUUUCUGGGAUGGACAGACCGGGUCUCGUGGGGAAUUUUCUGCUUGCCAGACAAGAGCGUGCUUGUUUUAUCGUCUACGAUCCUGAUGACCGGGCCUGGUGCAGAUGGAGUUACUAUGCUAUGUGCCGCCACUACUGUAUGACCGUGGCCUGCUGCUCUUUCUCAAGCGUCAGCUCCACCAGCUGGUGAGUGUGCCUCCUACCACCAUUGGCACCACCUUAAAAAUUGUGCUUUCUCUUUGUUUCCUUCAGAAUAGCGUGUCAACAGCAGCGCAGAGAGAAUCCGAAAAUGAGAAUCAUACUACGGCUACAAUUACUCCUUUUCCUCCCCACGAUGCACAUGGAAAUCUACUUCCCCCCGCCAGCCACGGGCUACCAGAUGGAAUGUGGCUUUGGCAGCACUAGCCUCUGGCUGCCCUCAAGAACAUCGCUUGUGUCGCUGACAGAUUCUCAUCGUGGAAGUGCACCUUGGACACUGGCGGUGCGGUGCGGUGCGGUGCAAACGGGACAAGAACCAGUCCAUGCUUCUUGUUACUGCGGAAUGGGAUAUUCUGGGAUUUUCGAAUGAUAUGGUCACAGGUCGCGGUCAUGGUCACACUUACAGGCGUAAACUCUUUAUCACUCACAGAGUGGUUCGGCUUGGUCUAUACGCGUUGCUGCUGCAGCAGCAGCAGCUUCACCUCCUCAUCUUACCUGCAACACAGGACGGGGCUUCAUAU
Molecule: messenger RNA, 2326 nt
Organism: Exophiala xenobiotica
Lineage: Eukaryota; Fungi; Ascomycota; Eurotiomycetes; Chaetothyriales; Herpotrichiellaceae
Product: guanine nucleotide-binding protein subunit beta
Exons: 5
Coding region: 331-1392 (353 amino acids)
Biological process (GO): G protein-coupled receptor signaling pathway
Cellular component (GO): heterotrimeric G-protein complex; cytoplasm
Molecular function (GO): protein binding; signaling receptor complex adaptor activity
Source: RefSeq, a predicted model, not a curated record